Messenger RNA from Trichoderma reesei QM6a, 1221 nucleotides. RefSeq lists its product as uncharacterized. Bases 1 to 1221 code for a protein of 406 amino acids. Gene Ontology annotation, cellular component: transcription factor TFIIE complex. Gene Ontology annotation, biological process: transcription initiation at RNA polymerase II promoter; transcription open complex formation at RNA polymerase II promoter. The transcript is spliced from 4 exons. NCBI's taxonomy places the organism in Eukaryota, Fungi, Ascomycota, Sordariomycetes, Hypocreales, Hypocreaceae. The record is from RefSeq and is a predicted model, not a curated record.
AUGGAUCUCGCAGUGACAUUGAUCAAGGCCGUGAUGCGGGCGUUCUACUCGACGCGAGACAUCCUCGUCGUGGACGCACUGAUUCUACAUGAAGCUCUUCGCGAUGACGACCUUGCCUACUUGAUGGCCAUCAACACCAAGGACUUGCACAAGAUUUGCGGAAAGCUUAGAGAGGACCGUUUCUUGACAGUUCACACGAGAUCAGAACUGCGACCGGGCAACCCGCGACCGAGCAAUCGCACAUGGUACUACAUUAACUACCGACACACCAUUGACGCCAUCAAAUGGCGAGUGUACAACAUCGACAAGGAGGUCCAGGGAACCACGGUGCCGGUCAACGAGAAGAAGGAGUACUUUUGCUCCUUCUGCAAGGCGGAAUGGACGGCGAUGGAGGUCCUGGACAGCGUUGGGCCAGAGGGCUUCCUCUGCCAUCGGUGCCGCCGGCCGUUGUCGUUUGAGGCGGAUAGGAAUGCUGGCGGACACGAGCAGUCGACCCGACUGAACGACCAGUUCAAGUUUAUCAGCGAGCUGCUGCCCAAGAUUGAUGCGGCGCAUAUCCCGGAAUGCGACUUUGAUCGCGCCUUGUCCAAGGCCCGGCCAGUGGUCCGCGAUGCUACGCAUCAGCGCGCAGCUACGAUACCCGUCGACGACGGCUCAUCGCGUCCCAUGGCAGUGCGAGGACUGGCCAACGUGGGGCCACAGUCCAUUGCGGUCAACAUCUCUACGUCAGACGGGCCAUCAGAGGCCGAGAAGGAGGCCGAACGACUUCGCAAGGAAAAGAUUGCGCAGCAGAACGCGCUGCCGUCGUGGAUGUCCAACAGUACCAUUACAGGAGAGUCGUUUUCUGCAACGGCAGAGGCCGGCUCCUUGGGGCUGAGCAAGGAGGCUGCUGGAGGCGAGUCCAAGAGUAACUUGGUGGACAACAGUGCUACCACGCAGAUUGAUGACAUUUUCGAAAAGAUCAAGGCAGAGCAGGCGGCCAUGCUGGCGCGAGAAGCAGAUGCGGAAGACGAAGAAGAAGAGGAAGAAUACGAGGAGGAGGAGGAGGAAGAUGACGAGUUUGAGGAUGUCAUGGCGACGGGCGAUGCAUCACGGGGCGAGGACAGCUCGGACGACAGGGCGAACAAGCGGGUCAAGGUUGAGGAGACUGGGGCUGCCAAGGCCGACAGCGGCAACGAGGACGAGGAGGACGAGGAUGAGCUGGAGUUUGAGGAUGUUUGA